AUGAGGAACUGUGUGCUUCACAACACUGGGAGGAUGUGUCUGAACCUGGCCAGGCUACAGAAGACAUUCGCUGUGGCUGAUGCCUCAUCAUCUUAGAUAUUUCUGAUGAUCUCAGGACUUCCACUUAGGACCUAAGAUGACGAAGCUCAAAGAUUUUCUUAUUCUGUUAUGCUGUAUUCAGACAUUUGUAGCAGGCCUGAGCGGCCCUCUCACGAGCAAGACUUUUGAUGUUCCAGAAAGCGGCGGUCCAUUAACAAUAUAUGAGUUUACGAAAAGCGACUCAAGGUCUGUAAGAUUUGAACAGGAAGGUGUGAAGGAUGACCUCAUUAACAUUGAACCUGAUGGAAUUCUAAAGACAAGAGAUUCUCUGAACUGGGAGAAGAAAAAACUUUACACAUUAUGGGUGAAAACUACUGGCCAUGACGGAUCGUUGGUUGAAGGUCCAUAUAAUAUUACUAUAAUAGUACAGGACAUCAAUGAUCAUGCACCACAAUUCAGCCAGGAAGAAUAUAAUGGUGAAGUCAGAGAACAAUCUAGGCCAGGCAUGCCAUUUAUCCAAGUUUUUGCAACUGAUAAGGAUGACCCAGCAACACCCAACGCCCAACUUGUCUACAGUAUCAAGCAACAGCUCCCAGACCCAAUCAAUGUCAGGUUUUUCCAGAUCAACAACCAGACAGGAGAAAUUUCUACCACCAUAAAUGGAACUAUGCAUAUGAUGUUUGGGGAUGGGCCUUAUAAACUUGUCUUGGAGGUAUCUGACCUUGCAGAGAGACCCUUCAGCAACUUUGCAAAGGUGUCUAUUUCUAUAAAAGAAAAUCUCUGGAAACCACCAAAACCAGUUACGAUUGUGGAAAACUCUACAAGAUCUCAUCCAUACAACAUCACCAAGGUCACAUGGAACGAUAACAGUGUGAUUUAUGAACUGCAUCAAAGAGAAAAAUAUCCGAGGUUUCCAUUUGCUAUUGACCAAAACGGAAAUAUUAAUGUGACAGAACCACUGGACAGAGAGGAACAGGACCAGUAUAUCUUCUAUGCAUUAGCAAAAAAUUUUAAUGGUGUUCCUGUGGCGAGGCCCCUGACAAUUGAAGUCAAUGUUGAGGACAUCAAUGAUAACCCUCCAGUGUGUCCAGCAGCAGAGACCAUUUUUGAAAUCCAAAACAAUGAAGCUAUUGGAAGCGUUAUAGGUAUACUUAAAGCCACUGAUAUGGACCAGCAUGAUUUAUCAAAUUCAGUGCUAAGAUAUUCACUUCGUGAUCAAUGGCCUGAAACAUCCACUGGAAUCCUUUUUAAUAUCGGCUUGUAUGAUGGUAGUAUUCAGCUGAUCAAUGCCGGCCUAAAUACCUUCAGAAAGUACAAUCUGAAUGUGCAGGUGUCAGAUGAAGGGAAGCCUUCUUAUAGUACAGUGUGUUCUGUGGUGGUAAAUGUCAUUGAUAUGAAUGACCACAUUCCAAUUUUUGAGAGUUUUGAUUAUGGGAAUGUAACCUUGCGGGAAGAUGCUCCUUUGAGAACACUGGUGAAAGAAAUAGAGGCCACAGACAAUGACGACCCUCGUACAGGGAGCUCUUUUAUUCUUUACAAUAUAGUCGAAGGAGAUCCAGAUAAAAGGUUCAUAAUUGAAACCAAUCUGGAAAAUAAUCGUGGAUACGUCAGAGUGGCCGCUCCACUGGACUAUGAAACCUACAAGGAGCAUAAACUAAAGAUAGAAGCGAGAAAUCCCGAGCCCCUGGUUACAGGAAUCAGUUAUAAUGACAGUUCCACCACAUAUUUAAAGAUUAUAGUCACUGAUGUGGAUGAGAGGCCAAUCUUUGGGAAUACGAUAUACCAUGCACAGGUCCGUGAAGAUGUUCCUAUUGGAACCAAGUUGAUAAAAAUAAAUGCCUCAGAUCCAGAAGGUGAUACAAUACAGUUUUCAUUGAGAGGAGAUGUGUUUAAUUGGCUCAAAAUUAAUGAAGACACUGGAGAUAUCUUCAGCAAAGCCAAUCUGGACCGUGAACGGAAAACAUUUUACGAAGUGGAAGUAAUUGCUGCAGAGUCAAAAAAUCCUACAAUGAGUUCAUCUGUGUAUUUCCAAUUGUUUCUGGAUGAUGUCAAUGACAACUAUCCCCGGUUAGCCAAGGACUAUUAUGACGAUAUCGUCUUCUGUUAUCCAUUGACAAAAACGGAGUCCUUUGAAUUCAGUGGUAUAGACGAUGAUCAGCCUAAAAUGCCACUGAGAUUUCGUCUUGGUGGUAAUGCAACAACAGCAAAGGAUUGGACCAUUCUGUAUGUGAAUGCUUCUUCUGCUCGUCUGACUAUGCAGCAUUACAAUUUUCCAAAGGAAACUAUCUAUGUUCCAGUCAUUAUUAGAGAUGCUGGACGUCCACCAUUGGAAUCAAGUGUUUCUGUACCAGUUCGGAUAUGCACUUGUAACUCUAAGGGCAAGUGUGAGAACGAGGCAGUAAACCACGUUGGGUUUACAUCUAUUGGAAUGGCUCUUGGAAUUUUAUUUGGAACUCUGGCAGUAAUAGGUAUAAUAAUUGCGGCUGUUUUCAUAUCAAUCAACAAGAAGAAGAAGAAGACAAGUGGUGGCGACGCGAUCAAUGCUGCAGAGACUGUAAACCUGAGGACCUGAGAAGAUGUUAGAAUUUUUUGAAGAUUCCAAAGUUCCAUCCUCAAUUCCCAAAACCUAAACUGUGCGCUACAAGACAGCUUGUUACUGUGGAUGUUUUUACUUAUUAGAGAUUAAACUGUUUCAAUAAAAGGGAAAAUUGUUUUGGAGGAAAA
Messenger RNA from Bufo gargarizans (Asiatic toad), 2763 nucleotides. It is a transcript of the gene CDH17, whose product is annotated as cadherin 17. The transcript is spliced from 18 exons. NCBI's taxonomy places the organism in Eukaryota, Metazoa, Chordata, Amphibia, Anura, Bufonidae. The record is from RefSeq and is a predicted model, not a curated record. Gene Ontology annotation, biological process: cell morphogenesis; homophilic cell-cell adhesion; multicellular organism development. Gene Ontology annotation, cellular component: adherens junction; plasma membrane; catenin complex. Bases 137 to 2611 code for a protein of 824 amino acids. Gene Ontology annotation, molecular function: calcium ion binding; cadherin binding.